AUGGGAAACACAACACCAGGUGACAAGGAAGAGGACUCACCUCCAACGAGCGACCCUGAGAGCGCACCAGAGAGCAGCCACGAACCGGACUGGGAGAACGAUCCUCGCAACCCCUACAACUGGAGCGAUGGCAAACGGCUUUAUCACACCGUCUGUGUGUCUCUGUACGCAUUCACCGUCACCUACAUGUCCUCCGCCUACGCCCCAGGAGCCAAAGCAACCGGUCACGACCUCCACGUCUCAGAAACAGUGUCCCUCCUCGGCAUCUCGCUCUUCUGUCUUGGAUUGGCAUUUGGUCCAGUCAUUGGCGCACCGCUCAGCGAAUCCGCGGGUCGACUGAUCGUAUACCGCCUAGGGCUGCCCAUCUGUAUCCUCUUCCUCGUCGGCGCCGCGACAUCUAAUAAUAUCGGUGGCGUUGUCAUCUGCCGCUUCUUUGCUGGUGUCUUUGGAAGCCCGGCUUUGAGCGUGGGCGGAGGGACAAUGGCAGACAUGUGGCCUCCUGCUCGUCGUGGGCCGGCGACAGCGCUGUUUGUCAUGGCCCCCUUUAUGGGACCUUGCAUCGCUCCUAUAAUAGGUGGCUUCGUCGUGGAAAGACUCAACUGGCGAUGGCUCGAAUGGGUCUCCGUCUUCUGGGGCGUCGCGACCUGCAUCUUCGCAAUCGGCAUGCAAGAGACGUACAAGAAGAUAUUACUCGCGCGAGGAAACAAGCAGACCAUCAGAGAAAAGCUGUCUUCCAAAAUGAAGAAACCCACGCUGAGCUGGAGCGCGAUACACAAGUGGGCAAGCGAGUCGCUGGUGACACCCAUGCACUUGCUCUUCACCGAGCCCAUUGUCCUCUUCCUGAGCUUGUACAUCGGCUUCGACUUUGCCGUGCUUUACGCCUUCUUUGCUUCUAUACCACUGGUGUUUCAAAAGACGUACGGCUUUGAUUCUCAUCAGAACGGACUGGUCUUCAUCUCCCUAGGCAUCGGCGCGCUGCUCGCAACAGCAACCAACAUUCUCUGCGACCGCCUUAUAUAUCAGAAGAAAGCAAAAGAGGCGCGCGAGAGAGGCGAAACAGGCCAUCUGCCACCCGAACAACGACUUUAUCCAGCCAUGAUGGGCAGUCUCGGGGUUGCCAUUGGUCUGUUCUGGUUUGCCUGGACUGCUCGGCCUGAUAUACACUGGAUAAGCCCAGUGCUUGCCCUCAUUCCUUUCAACUGGGCAAACGCCUUUACACGCUACGUCUUUGCGGCGGCGUUUCCUUUGUUUGUUAUUCAGAUGUACAAUAACUUGACAACAAAAUGGGCCGCCAGCCUGCUUGGCUUCAUUGCCAUUGCCCUGAUCCCCAUUCCGUGGGUGCUCUUUCGAUUUGGCGCGAGCAUUAGGAGGAAGACUCGGUACGCACUCUAA
Messenger RNA from Trichoderma reesei QM6a, 1392 nucleotides. RefSeq lists its product as uncharacterized. The coding region runs from base 1 to 1392 and encodes 463 amino acids. Gene Ontology annotation, molecular function: transmembrane transporter activity. Lineage: Eukaryota; Fungi; Ascomycota; Sordariomycetes; Hypocreales; Hypocreaceae. The record is from RefSeq and is a predicted model, not a curated record. Gene Ontology annotation, biological process: transmembrane transport. The transcript is spliced from 5 exons.